Molecule: messenger RNA, 1513 nt
Organism: Eufriesea mexicana
Lineage: Eukaryota; Metazoa; Arthropoda; Insecta; Hymenoptera; Apidae
Gene: Pyroxd1
Product: pyridine nucleotide-disulfide oxidoreductase domain 1
Exons: 1
Coding region: 77-1513 (478 amino acids)
Molecular function (GO): oxidoreductase activity
Source: RefSeq, a predicted model, not a curated record
UUCAGAGUGGAAAAGUUAAGACAUUCAUUUUUAACUUAUAUUUAAAAAUUUACAUUUAAAAAAUAAAUCAUAUAAAAUGGAUGAAAAAAAUAUAAACUGUACAUUUUUAGUAGUAGGUGGUGGUAUUGCAGGAGUGUCUUGUGUUGAAUGUAUAGGUUUUUUUGCUCCAGAAGAAGAAAUUAUCUUAAUUACAGCAAGUCCUUUGAUAAAAGCAGCUACAAAUAUAAUUCCACUUGGUAAAACAUUAAUGCAGUUUGAUAUAGAAGAAAAGGAUACAACAUUUUUGAUGAAAGCAUAUAAUUCAUUAAAAAUAUUUCAUGAUUUUGUAAUAAAAGUAAAUAGUCUAGAUAAACAAGUAGAAACCAAAAAUGGAAGAAUUAUAAAUUAUAAAAUGUUAUGUCUCUGUAAUGGUGCUAGGCCAAAGCUCAUAGAAGAACAUAAUAAUUUUAUUUUAGGGAUAAGAGACACAGAAUCAGUUUUUCAAUUUUCUCAAAAAAUAAAAAAUUCAAAAAGAAUUGUAAUAGUUGGAAAUGGUGGUAUCGCCUCAGAAAUUGUAAAUGAAGUAGAUGGUCUUGAAAUGAUAUGGGUAAUUAAGGAUAAACAUAUUUCUGCAACAUUUGUCGAUCCUGGAGCUGCAGAAUUUUUUAUGGAUAAAAUAAAUAAAACUGAUAUACCUAUAGAUACUAAUGUAAACUGUGCAACUAAAAGAAUGAGGUACACUGUCUCUAAUCCUUCAACUACAACAACUGGUGGACCAGCUUUAGGCCCAGAUUGGCAUAACAGUUUUGAUGUAAAAGGUGCUUUUCCUCAAUCUACAAAAGUACAAAUAGAAUAUGAAUGUGAGGUAAUUAAAAUUUUUAGUAAAUCAGAACAAAAAGAAUUGAGUCUUAUGGAAGAGUGGCCUAUAUAUGUUGAACUAACAAAUGGAAAGACUAUCGGUUGUGAUUUUAUUGUGUCAGCAACAGGUGUAAUACCAAAUUCUGACAUAAUAGGUUUAGAAGAUAUAAAAAAGGGAGAAGACGGGGGAUUACUAGUAGAUUGGAAGUUGGAAACUUCAAAACAAGAUAUAUAUGCUGCUGGAGAUGUGUGUACUGCAGGGUGGAACUUACCUAAACAUUGGUUUCAAAUGAGACUGUGGACUCAGGCACAUCAAAUGGGUCGAUAUGUAGCAAAAUCAAUGAUUUCUAAAUUAAAAAAUGAAGAGUUUCUACAGGAUUUCUGUUUUGAACUUUUUACUCAUGUAACUAAAUUUUUUGGUUACAAAGUAAUUUUACUUGGUUUAUUUAAUGGACAAAAAUUGGAUAACAAUUAUGAAAUAUUAUUACGAAUGACCAAAGGAAAGGAAUAUAUAAAACUUAUUCUAAAAGAUGGUAAAAUGCAAGGAGCAGUAUUAAUUGGAGAUACUGAUUUAGAAGAAAUGUGUGAAAAUUUAAUACUUAAUCAAUUGGAUUUAAGCAUCUAUGGAGAAGACUUAUUAAAUCCUGAUAUUGAUAUUGAAGAUUAUUUUGAUUAA